Molecule: messenger RNA, 1811 nt
Organism: Oppiella nova
Lineage: Eukaryota; Metazoa; Arthropoda; Arachnida; Sarcoptiformes; Oppiidae
Source: the annotation of a GenBank genome assembly
ACAGCACUUGGCAAGUGACUACCGGUGCCAUAAUGUACUCCGAUAUUCUACAGGGAGAGCUAUAUUAUCAAAACCGAGAAAUUAAUAAUAGCACCCAAUGGACAGCCGUUGUGACCAAACCUAUAAACAAAACAGUGGCACAUAUAGCAGACAGAGCUCAACCAAUUCGGGUGACAGAGGAGUUGAUCCCUAAAUCCAAACGACAAAUAAGUCCCGGGGUUUGGAUCUUAGACUUUGCACAGAAUAUGGUUGGAUGGGUUGGGAUCAAAGUCCCUAAGAAUCACAAGUCUAUGAGAAUUCAGUUAAGAUAUGCCGAAGCACUCAAUCCCGACGGCAGUAUCUAUACACUAAACUAUAGGAGGGCCCGAUCUAUAGACACAUAUGUUAUUGAAGACUCGGGUGCAACAGGUAUGUCGGUUGAGACCCACUUCACAUACCACGGCUGGCAGUACUUAGAGGUCAGUGGCUUUCCGGGCGAACCCCAGUUGACUGACUUUAUGGGUCGUGUCGCCCAUACGGACACCCCAUUCACCGGACACUUUGAAUCAGACAACAAACUCCUGAACCGUUUGUGGCUAAACGUGUUGUGGAGUCAAAAGGGAAACGUAUGGUCUAUACCACAUGGCUGUCCUCAAAGGGACGAGCGAUUGGGUUGGGCGGGAGACGCCGCCGCUAUCAUACAUACGGCCAGUUAUAACGCCGAUAUGACCGCCCUUUAUAGCAAAUGGCUCCGGGAUGUGAGGGAAGCCGUCCGUAAUGGCGGCCACUUCUCCAAUGUCUCGCCCAGAUUGGGGACAUUUAACGACGCGGCGCCGGCAUGGGGUGACGUCGGCCUUAUAGUGCCCUACAAUGUGUGGCGUAUGUAUGGAGACAAACAGAUACUGGAAGUCAGUUACGAGUCAAUGAAGACAUGGGUGGCCGACAUAAAGGCCGCAAAUCCUAACUACUUAUGGACUCAAAUGACUUUUGAAAACUUUGGCGAUUGGCUUGAAAUCAACGCCCAGACACCCAAAGAUGUGUUCGACACCUCAUACUUUGGUUACGACGCCCUACUUAUGACCCAAAUGGCCGGUGCUCUCAACCGUACGGAUGACGUGAAGUUUUACACAGAAUUGCAUACAAAUAUCUCCAAUGCCUUCACAAAAGCAUUUGUCAACACAACCGAUGGUAAGAUCAAAGGCGACACUCAGGGCGGGUAUGUGUUAGCCCUGGCCUUCGAGCUUUUACCCGAAAACCUGAGACCACUUGCGGUUAACCAUUUGGUCGACAAUAUUAAGGCUCAUGACUACCACUACACCACUGGAUUCAUCAGUGUGGGUUUUGCGAACGAGGUUCUGGUGAAGUAUGGGCACCGGGAUGUGGCAUAUCGUCUGGUAUUACAGGAGACAUUCCCGUCAUGGGGUUACGCCAUAGCACACAAUGCGACCGCAAUGUGGGAACACUGGGACACAUGGACUGAGGACAAGGGGUUUAUGGAUCCCUCCAUGAAUUCAUUCAAUCACUUUGGUAUGGGAUCUAUAGGCAGAUGGAUCUACCAAUACGUGGCCGGUAUUGACACCGACAACCAAAUGGUGGGCUUUAAACACAUCAAAAUACAGCCCAACCCCGGAAAUGGUGUCUCGUUUGUGAAGUCCUCUUAUAAGUCAAUCAAUGGGUUCAUUGAGAACUCGUGGCAAACAAUAGGCAAUCAAUUCGUAAUGAAUACUUCAAUUCCUGUCAAUACUAUGGCUUCUGUUGACCUAACCUUUGCUAAGAGUGGGAAAGUGUAUGAAGUGGGCUCCGGGACCUAUACUUUCAAAGUUACUAUGGAU